This is a messenger RNA of Phytophthora sojae, 860 nucleotides long. RefSeq lists its product as hypothetical. Lineage: Eukaryota; Oomycota; Peronosporomycetes; Peronosporales; Peronosporaceae. Gene Ontology annotation, molecular function: enoyl-CoA hydratase activity. Gene Ontology annotation, cellular component: mitochondrion. The transcript is spliced from 5 exons. The coding region runs from base 9 to 860 and encodes 283 amino acids. Gene Ontology annotation, biological process: fatty acid beta-oxidation. The record is from RefSeq and is a predicted model, not a curated record.
AGACGACGAUGCUGGCUGCUACCGCGAGAUCCACGCUGCUGUGCGCGCCGCACAUGGGCGCUUCACUGGCGGCGCGCGCGCUGUCGUCGGCGGGCGAGCCGCUGGUGCUCGUGGAGAAGAAGGACAAGUACGCGGUCGUGCGCUUGAACCGCCCGCCCGUCAACUCGCUCAACACAGCGCUGAUCCAAGAACUGGACGCGACCAUCAAGAAGCUCGAAGACGACAAAACCGUGCGGGGCAUCAUCCUGGCGUCGUCCAACCAAAAGGUCUUCUCCGCGGGUCUGGACAUCAUGGAGAUGUACCAACCGCAGCCAGUCAAGAUCACCAAGUUCUGGACGUCUCUCCAGGAUCUGUACCUGCGUCUGUACACGACGCGGCUGGCCGCCGUCGCCGCCAUUGAAGGCCACAGCCCCGCGGGCGGCUGCUUGCUGGCCAUGUGCUGCGACUACCGCAUCAUGACCAGUGGCAAGCCCAUGAUCGGCCUCAACGAGACGCAGUUGGGCAUCGUCGCCCCCACGUGGUUCCGUGACACGUUUGUCAACACCAUCGGCCACCGUGAGGCCGAGAAGAUGCUCGGACUGGGACUGCAGGUGGAUGCAUCGAAGGCCAAAGCGAUUGGCUUGGUGGACGAGGCUGUGGCGCUUGAGGAGGUGUUCCCUCGCGCUGAGGCCGCGAUGGCCAAGUGGCUCGCCAUUCCGGACAUGGCACGGGUGAAGACCAAGCUGCUGAUGCGCCAAGACACGGCGGAUCGACUGUUGGCUACCCGUGAAAAGGACCUGGAGGCGUUCACGGACUUUGCGCAGACAGACAAGGUGCAGAAAUCGCUCGGCGCGUACCUUGCUUCUCUUAAGAAGAAGUAG